AUGGGUUGGGGAGGUGGAUUAUCGGAUCGGGUGUGUUUAGAUGCGCAAUUCGUAUUCAAACUGCCUGAGAAGAUAACGUCAGAAAUCGGAGGUAAGACAGUCGGCAAGCUCACUGAGGUUGGCGUAGCUUUGGUCGAACCGCUUGCAGUUGCUUGGCAUGCUGUCGAACAGUCGGCCGCCAAAGCAGGGGACAACGUCUUGGUUAUCGGCGCCGGCCCGAUUGGUUUGGCCAUUCUCCAAUGCCUGAAGGCCUUGAACACUGCCCAGGUGAUAGUUGCAGAAGUUGCUCAGAAUCGAAGGGACUUAGCUCUACAUUUUGGAGCUGCGGCGGCGAUCGAUCCGACGGACGAAGACAUGGUCUCCAGAUGCAAGAUGCUGUGCAAUUGGGGCAAAGAGAUCCCCUUCAACCCGGACUAUCUCUUGGUUGGAGAAAAGAGGCUGGUCACAGGUAAGCCAUCACGCAAAACCAUUGCGAUGAUUCGAAACCUUGCUGACUUGUUCCGAGCGCUGAGUUACACCAGUGAGGAUUUUGAGCGAGUUAUUGACGCGCUGGAUAAAGGAACGAUCGAUGCGGAGAAGAUGAUCACGCGUACAAUCUCGAUGGACAGAGUGGUGGAAGAUGGUAUUCUCGCGCUGCUACACGAGAAGGAGAAACACAUCAAGAUACUCGUCGACGUCAGAAAGUAG
This is a messenger RNA of Alternaria triticimaculans, 687 nucleotides long. RefSeq lists its product as uncharacterized. NCBI's taxonomy places the organism in Eukaryota, Fungi, Ascomycota, Dothideomycetes, Pleosporales, Pleosporaceae. Gene Ontology annotation, cellular component: cytoplasm. The record is from RefSeq and is a predicted model, not a curated record. The transcript has 3 exons. Gene Ontology annotation, molecular function: (R,R)-butanediol dehydrogenase activity. Bases 1 to 687 code for a protein of 228 amino acids. Gene Ontology annotation, biological process: butanediol biosynthetic process.